UAUUCUGCAUGUCAAAUCAUAUAAUGACGCCCCUUUUCGUCUAAAUUACCAAAAAUUACUUUGCAUCUAAAUUAUAUCUUAUUCUAAUAGCAGUAAAGAUGUUCAAUUGUUGACUUUAUCAUGUAAUGUAAUAGAAAAUAGUAGAAAUAGUCUCAUUCGUAGUAAAAAAUGACGACACUACGAAAAUAUUUUCAAUUGGUCAAAACAAAGGGAAAUACGAUUGAAGACGCAUGAAUGAACUGCGUUGCGUUACGUAGUGUGUUAAAACUAGGCGGACGCCCCACCAGACUGUAAUUGUGCCACAGAAACAGUUAAAAGUUCUAGUUAAUGUGAUUAAAGUGCUCAACAAUGGCUGCAGCGUUCGACUCGCCCAAAUACCAAAACAGUUUAAUUUGCUGCAGCCCACGAACGGCGGACGCUUACUCAAAAUCCUCCUCGUCGACCUCGGGUUGUGUGUCAGCUGAUGAAAGCUACGAUUCCUUACAUCAAGUACCAAAAACGAUAGCUAUUAAAAAACUAAAAAUCCACAGCACAGCAACGAAAGAAGAAGUCGAAAAGGCAAUUAAACAAUGCAAGGAAUUAAUUUUAAAUAGCCAACAGUGCUCCGAUGAGCGUAAGUGGCUUGUUAGAUAUCUAGUCGAACUGCGAUUACGUUUGGAAGAUAUUAAGGACACUGACGGACAGCCUAGAUUAGGUGUGUGUAUAAAAGGUCACCAUUUUAAGCAACAAACAACACCUCAGAACAGAAAACAGUACUGCGACCAUUGUAGUGGUGUAAUAUGGAGUAUUGUACAAAGCUCAUACAUUUGCAGCGACUGUGGCUAUUUAAGUCAUUACAAAUGUGUAGACUACAUUUGCAGAGUCUGUGCACAUGUUGUUAUGACUGACAAGGGGCAGUUUGAGAUGGAUAUCUGUCCGGAAAAAGGUUUAGCAGCUCAAGACUAUAAAUGUGCGGAAUGUGGAACAGCGCUGACCUUUAAAGAUGCUUGGAAUGAGCCAAGGCUAUGUGACUACACUGGCUUGUACUUCUGCACAACAUGUCAUUGGAACGAUCAAUCGGCAAUACCUGCCAGAGUUGUACAUAAUUGGGACUGGGACAAACAUUACGUAUCACGACUCGCCUUCCAGAUGUUGAACCUAGCUUGGAAUCUUCCUUACAUAGAUCUAGAGAGCAUCAAUCCGAAGCUUUUUAAUUUUAUAGCAGAACUAGAAUGGGUGCAUAAGAUGCGAAAAGACCUUGAGUGGAUGAGGAGAUACUUAUGUGCCUGUUCAGAGGGCUCAACUCUUCUUUCGCCUUUGUUUAUGCAGUUAGGAGAUAUUAAUAAGAAGUACAGUAUGGCACAUUUGCAAGCAAUUAAUGAUGGGACUCUAGAGACACAACUAACAGAGUUGACGGAAGUCUGCCGCACUCACAUUACCAAAUGCAAUUUAUGCUCAGGGAAGGGUUAUUUAUGUGAAAUUUGUAGUAAUGAUGAGAUUCUCUAUCCAUUUGACAGUGGGGCCAUAAUGUGUAACAAAUGUAACACCAUGUUACACCGAGUCUGUUGGCUCCGCAAAGGACAGAAAUGCCCAAAAUGUGUCCGUUUAGAAGAACGAAAGAAACUACAUGAAGUUACCGACGAAGCUGAUACAAGCGCUGAACAUGAAUAUGACAUAGACAAAUUUGUUGAAUGAUUUGACAUUUAUAUUUUAUUUUGUACAUUAUUUUUGCCAAACUAACAUUUAAGUCAUUGGACUUGCAAAAUAGACAUGCAAUUUUGUAAAUUAACAUUAUAAAUGGUGCUGUACAUUUUAGCAAUAAUAUAUGAUCAAAGCUUUAAAUAAAUGGCUUAAUUAAUUAUGGAAAGUGGUUCACAACUUGGCAUUAUGUUUAGCUUCCUCAAAUAUAGGUUAAACUAAAAUAUUAACUCACUUUUAUAUUUUUUAUUAUAAUCAACUACCUAUUUAAUGAUCUAAACCUCUUGUUAAUGGACAUUUUAAAUCUUUAAUUCAUGUUAAUUGACUUAUUUGUGUAAGUAUAAUCUUUUGACCACUAAUUUGUAUUGACUUUCUUUUGACAUAAAAAAUAUCUAUGGCCUGGCGGUGAUCUAAAAGUCCUCAUCAUAUCAGACUGAACAAGAUGCUCAUAAUCAUCUGAACAUGAUUAUUAGCAAGGAUUUAUACAGCAUGUUCAUUAUGUUCAACUAUUUUAGAGCAUCUGUAUAGUACAGAUAUAUUUGAUGAUGGUAACUAUAAACUAAAGUCAGCCUUCAAAUUAUAUGUAGAUUUAAAAAUUGGACUUCCAAGUAAGGUUGACAUGUAGAAUGUAAAUAUAUACCUAUACAUAGUGACAUUGUUGUGUUUAUGUAUUAGAUCAUACAGAUGUCAAGGGAAUAGACGGCCUGUGAUUUUGUAUGUUGUUCCAUUAUCUUGUAUGUUAAUGUUAAGUUAGAUAUUUGUCAAAUUUAUAUUUACAGUAAAAUAUUAAAACUAUUACAUUAAAAUUGUAUUUAAUAAUUUAAUGAGUCAGUACAACCAAUUCUGCGUUUAAA
This is a messenger RNA of Cydia pomonella (codling moth), 2531 nucleotides long. RefSeq names its product differentially expressed in FDCP 8 homolog (gene DEF8). NCBI's taxonomy places the organism in Eukaryota, Metazoa, Arthropoda, Insecta, Lepidoptera, Tortricidae. The transcript has a single exon. The record is from RefSeq and is a predicted model, not a curated record. Bases 349 to 1674 code for a protein of 441 amino acids.